Messenger RNA from Penicillium roqueforti, 651 nucleotides. NCBI's taxonomy places the organism in Eukaryota, Fungi, Ascomycota, Eurotiomycetes, Eurotiales, Aspergillaceae. The record is from the annotation of a RefSeq genome assembly.
AUGAAUAAUAUAUUUUUAUUAAAUGAUUCUAUUACUAAUGGAUUUAGAAUAGAAUUUGUAGAUAUUAUUUAUUUAGUAUCUAUUUUAUUAGGUAUACUUACUAUAAGUUGUAGAAAUCCUGUAGUAUCUGUUUUAUUUUUAAUAGGUUUGUUUGUUAAUGUUGCAGGUUUAUUAAUUUUAGUAGGAUAUAAUUUUAUAGGAUUAGCUUAUAUAUUAGUUUAUGUAGGUGCUGUUUCUAUUUUAUUUUUAUUUAUUUUAAUGUUAAUUAACAUUAGAGUUUCUGAAUUAUUUCAUGAGACUAAUAAUGAUUUACCUUUAGCUGGUUUAACUAUUAUUAUUUUUUAUUAUAUAAUGGCACAGGUAUUACCUAUAAAUUUUACAGAAAAUAGUAUUGUUUCUUAUUUAUCUAAUUCAUACUCUGAUAUAUAUAAUGUACAAUUAGAUAAUGAAUUGUUUAAUAUAGUUGAUUUAAAACAACAAAUUAGUUAUGCUAGUAGUAAAGGUUGAGAUAAUUCACUAAUAGAACCUACACAUAUAGCUAGUAUAGGUAAUAUUAUGUAUACUAGUUAUUCUAUGUGAUUAAUUGUUACUUCUAUUAUUUUACUAUUAGGUAUGGUAGGUGCUAUAGUUAUCACAAUAAAACAAAAAUAG